Messenger RNA from Lingula anatina, 1360 nucleotides. Its product is annotated as protein C19orf12 homolog. The record is from RefSeq and is a predicted model, not a curated record. Lineage: Eukaryota; Metazoa; Brachiopoda; Lingulata; Lingulida; Lingulidae.
AAAAGCCUCGAUUUCGGUAUUGUAUAUUUGUAGCUUGUAAUAUCAAAAACGAGGCCAAUCGUGUAUAUCUGUCAAAACGAAACUGUAAAAAACCCCAGUGGAUUAAAAUACGAUGUCCAUCGAUUCUUUGAUAUAAUGUAAGUUGUUUUUACAACAGAAAACAUUGCAGUCGGGAUAACCGAUCAUUGAGAAAGGACCAUAUAAUACUGGUACUAGUACAUGUACAUUUUGACAUUUGAUGUAAUCUGAUAAACUGCAAAGUCAAUCCUAUAACUGAAUUGGAAGUAGCAGGACAUUAAUUAAACCACAUACUUAGGAUGCCCGUGGAUGUCAAUGAAGUUGUGGCAGUGUGUGCUGACUUGGCAGAUGAAAAAAAUCUCCGUGUGACAGUGCAAGAAGCACUGAGAGGUGGUCUGAUUGCUGGUGCUACUACAGUAGCAGGGGGGUUGUUGUUAGGACCAGUGGGGUUAGCUGUAGGAGGAGCUAUAGGUGGAGCUGCAGCCUAUGCAAAUGCACAGGGCAAAUUCAAACCUGUUUCCACUGUUCUAAGAGAAAUGGAGCCUGAGAAAAAGAAAAUUUUGUACGAUCGUGUGCAGCGCAUCAUAAGUGGCAUUACCAUUGAAGAUGGCAUUGCCUUGCUGGCUCUCAUCCAUUCAAGUGAUCCAAUGCAAGCAGAGUUCAUGUGUGCAGUCAAGUCUCUUGUCCAAGAUCAGUUGAAGAUGGAGCUAAUAGAUGGCCUUUAAAAACAUUUAGCAAUGUUUUGUGGUCUAUGGUAUCUGAUAAAUGUCUUCCUUUGAGUUUGAUAUUCUGUAUAACAGUAUUUAUCAUAGUUAUAUGUACCAAGUGUCCUGAAUUUCCUUUGACUUUUUCUUUAUUUCCAGAUUCUUAGGCUCUGUUCCUACCAAGUUGUUCUGCCUACUAACUGAUCGGUGAAUCAAAUAUGAUUGACCCACUUCAUAACUUUCCAUGUAAUCCCCUAAUGGCUUCCCCAUGGGGAAUUCCCAGCAAGUUUUCUAGAAGGUUGGCCAUAUAUGAUCAGUGGAUCAGUUAGUUGGCAGAUUGACUUGGUCAUGAACAGAGCCUAAUGUAUUCCAGUAUACAUGUAUAUGUUUUUGAACAAUGUAUUUCUUAAUAAGGUUACAUGCAUUCCUUGCAUUUUCACUUUGCAUGAAUUUGCAACUUUUGAGGAGUAGGUAUUAAUUUUAUUUCUUUUGUAAGAAUGCAACAUGAAUUUGAAUACAGGUUUUUACAAAGGAAAUUGUGAAAUGAAAGGCAAGAGGUCCCUAGUAGAGUCCCUUUGACUUUAUUUUUUACAGAACAUUGUAGUGUGGCUAGAGCAGCUUCUUUUUGAAUGGUGUAC